Molecule: messenger RNA, 1919 nt
Organism: Protobothrops mucrosquamatus (brown spotted pit viper)
Lineage: Eukaryota; Metazoa; Chordata; Lepidosauria; Squamata; Viperidae
Gene: IDUA
Product: iduronidase alpha-L-
Exons: 14
Coding region: 5-1909 (634 amino acids)
Biological process (GO): carbohydrate metabolic process
Molecular function (GO): L-iduronidase activity
Source: RefSeq, a predicted model, not a curated record
UACUAUGAAGUUGGAUAAAACAUGGAACUUUGCGGGGUUAUUGAGCCUAAUCAUAAUGAAAGCGACUGUGGGAUCUGUUCAUAUAAACGUGGAUCUCUCACGCCCUAUAGGCGAGUUGAGGCAUUUUUGGAAAAGCACGGGAUAUUGUCCUCCUCUACCACACAGACAAGCAGAUUUGUUUAAUCUAAGUAAAGACCAAAUAAUUAAUUUGGCUUAUAUUUCAUCUGUGCCGCAAAAUGGUAUUGAACAAAUUCGAAUCCAUUGGCUGCUGGAACUGAUUCAAGCUGCGGUGAUAAAUGGGACACUUCACUACGAUUUCACAAACCUGGAUAACUUCAUGCAUCUUCUUUGGGAGAAUAAGCUACGUCCUGGUUUUGAAUUGAUGGGAAGUCCUUCAGGAUACUUCACUGACUUUGAUGAUAAAAAGCAAGUGGUAGAGUGGAAGAGCCUGAUUGUACAGUUGGCCCAAAGAUAUAUAGAGAGAUAUGGAUUGAAACAUGUUUCAAAGUGGAAUUUUGAGACCUGGAAUGAACCAGAUCACCAUGACUUUGACAAUGUAUCAAUGACUGUAGAUGGAUUUCUCAACUACUACGACGCUUGUUCUGAAGGAUUAAGGGAAGCCAGUGGUCAGCUAAAAUUGGGAGGCCCCGGAGAUUCCUUUCAUCCAUUUCCCAAGUCUCCAAUUUGCUGGAAUCUCCUCAGCCAUUGCUACAACGGCACAAAUUUUUUCACUGGAGAGACAGGAGUCCGGCUAGAUUACAUCGCCAUGCAUAAAAAGGGAGCUGGGAGUGCUCUUCAUAUCUUGGAACAGGAAACUGAGGCCAUGGGACAGAUCCAGAAGAUGUUCCCCAAUUUUACCUCGGUCCCCAUAUACAAUGAUGAGGCUGAUCCUCUAGUAGGAUGGUCGAUCCCACAGCAGUGGAGAGCUGAUGUGACCUAUGCAGCUAUGGUGGUAAAGGUAAUUGCUCAGCAUCAAAAUCUUCUCAUCGCUAAAGCCAACAAUACCAUCAACUACACUUUGUUAAGCAAUGACAAUGCAUUUCUGAGUUACCAUCCUUAUUACUUCACCCAGAGGACACUUACGGCACGCUUUCAGAUGAAUAACACAAAGCCCCCCCACAUCCAGAUGGUGAGGAAGCCGGUGCUGACAGUAAUGGGCUUGCUGGCUUUGCUAGGAGAAGAGCAAGUUUCUGCCAACAUUUCUAGUCACAAAUCAGAAGACUGUAAUGCCUUGGGAAUAUUAGCCAGCUUGCACAAACCUUCAGGACUACAAUUGUCGGACAGCUGGCAAGCAUCAAUACUGAUCUAUUCAAGCAAUGAUAACAAGACAUCCUCAAACAUCAGUACUGUGAUUCUAAACAUAGCCAACUAUCCUAAAGACAGAGAACUGGUAUACGUAACAUACUACAUGGAUAACAACCUAACCAAUCCAUAUUUGCAAUGGAAGAAAAUGAGAAUGCCAGACUUUCCUUCUCGGAAGCAACUGGAGCAAAUAAGAGAUGCUCAGGACCCUGUGGUGAAAGGACCAUUUCCAUUACCUGCAAAAGACCAUUUAAGGCUGAAGCAAGAACUUCCAAUUCCAGCUGUUUUCCUCCUUCAUAUUUGUGCAAAGCCCCUCUCUGCUCCCAAUCAGGCGAACGGCGUCCGUUUCAUUGGUCUGAUGAAGGGACAAGUUCUGAUAACAUGGGAUGACAGCUGUGUGAAUUCAAAAUGUUUGAAAAAAUUUGAAGUGAUGUUUUCAGUGGAUGGGAAAGAGUAUCACCAAAUCAGUGUCAAGGACAAUAUAUUUACAAUGUUAAUCUACAGCCCAGGAACAACAGUCGUGGGUUAUUACAAAGUCCGUGCUGUGGAUUACUGGGACAGGCCAGGUCCGUUUUCUGUGCCUAUGUUUUACAGAGAACCAUCUUAAAAAGAAGAAG